Molecule: messenger RNA, 2214 nt
Organism: Hydatigera taeniaeformis
Lineage: Eukaryota; Metazoa; Platyhelminthes; Cestoda; Cyclophyllidea; Taeniidae
Source: the annotation of a GenBank genome assembly
AUGUUUGUUCCUGAAAGCGACAACUUUUCGGACAUUCUCAAGCGGUUUGAUGCACUUUUUUCUAUCCAUCCUAGUGAAAAUUUGCAUCUACCAAGCACUCUUAGUCUUCUUACGGAAUUGAGAGAACUGACGGAUCGUCUUGGAAGUAAAAUAUGCACCACUAACAUCGUCAAACUAUGCGGUGAUGAAAAAUUCAUUUGCUAUUACAAGAACUGUUUGGAUUAUUUUGUGUCGGAACCUAAACUCAGUGCCCUUUCAAAUUCACGAUCUGUCCAAGUAAAUAAUUUUGCGAAGUUGCACGGCUUUCUUUGGCACAUUUGCCGACAGCACUGUACGGCGGGCCACUGGGUGUGCGAAAAACUGAGCACUCAUGGCGUUCAUGAUUGGUUGUGGCGCUUCGUCUCUUGCAGAGAUUUUAUUGCGACGAAGUGUGUGCAAAAUUCUCGUACGAAAUUGAUAGUUUGUUGGUCGUUUGGCAUUCUUUUGCAUAUUUUGACACGAACGCAAGUUUCCGUGAAUAGCUACCGCAACUGCAACGGGGUACAUAUCUUGCGUCCCUUUUUAAUGAACUGUAGGGUACGCAAGUCAAGAAGCCAAUCGGAAUAUUUAAAAAUGUGUGCCCUUUUGCUUUUAAUACCUUUAGUUAAUGAAAGUGAGAACAAGUCGAUCAACGCCAUAGAUAAUUAUGUAACAUACCUUCUUUCUGCUGUCAGAAUUGCCCUUAAGUCACAGGAUCUAUAUUCAUCCGUCCACAAGCACCAUUUGCGAGACCUUCUACGCGGACUUAAUGGACUUACUCGUUUUGAUGCUAAUAAACGGGUGCUACUGGAAGGUCACAUACUUGAUGACAUUUUGACUAUGUUAAAAAUUGCAAAAGACCUCCCUUAUUCUAAGGUCAAUAUGCUGCUUCAGUCUCCCGUUCCCAACACUAACUCGGAUAAUCUGGCUGCGGAAGUAGUAAGACUAUUGUGGCAACUCUGCUUCCUAUCCGAAACCAGAGGAAAGUUGUCUCAAUAUCCAUCACUUAUUGAUCUUUGUCGUGAAUUUGGAGGUAGCAAUCGUUCACAAACCUGUCGGGAAACAGUCGAAGGCUUGCUAUGGUCACUUUCUCAACCACUGACGGACUUUGAAAGGGGAGAUAUUAAAUACACUCCUCUUUCGGCUACUGGCAAUCCAAACGGCCACAUUGUUUUCGCUUGUAAUCGUGCCAACCACCGGAAAACUGUGGAUUUCCUAAAGUUGUCACUUAAACAACGUGGAUACAACGUAUAUUUGGAGUCGGAGAGGAUGGAAAUGGAGAAAGCACUAGAAGACGCAUCUGCUUUGAUCCUCUGUCUAAGUUACUCAUUCAGCACUUCUCCAUUUUGCCGACAGCAAGUUCUCUCUGCGCUCAAUUACGGUGUAGCCCUUGUACCGGUACUUCUUGAAUGCAACUACGAACCGGAAACUUGGCUUCAUUACCUUCUUGCGACCGUCAUCUACACAUCAUUUACCGACCGUGAUGACUUUGAGCGGGCUGCCGAGUCUCUCUCCUUGGCUCUUACGAAGUAUGGGAUUGUGAGGGCGGUCUCCAGUGUGGAUCAUGAAACUGAUUCUUCCGAGGCCAUUCCAUCACCUUCCGUUGCAUCACCGUGGCGUUCUAUUGCUCUAAAGAAUCACACGGGACGGGGGCUUCGCAUGCAGUUAUUGUCAGGUAUGCCUAAGACAUCUCGUACACCACACUUGUCUACGAAGUUCAUUCGGUUAAGUAGCCCUUUUAAAUUUCAGAAUCAAGCAACGCCUCGACCCCAACCCCCAGUGAUUGCGCUACCGCGUCUGUCUGUCAAAGCUGUCAGCACUCACCCUUUUCUACGUGUGCUCUCGGUUUGGAGUAACGGUGAACAGAGCGCGGCUAGCUCCAGGCUGCAGGGGCACUCGCAAUCUCAGCAGCAUUGGGAGGAGGAUCAAGAGUCUUUAUUGGCAUACCAGGCUCCCUCACCGACUGUAAGAUUAUGGAACGUGGAGCGGGUGCAGCGAUGGUUGGAGGAGAGCGGCCUAGCACAUUACGCUCAGGCUCUCAGCUGGCUGGACGGCAAUCUGCUAUGGGAGCUGGCCUGGCACCGUAUUCGUAGUUGCGACGCCUUCUUCUCAAACCUUGAGCAUCACCUCAAUAUGCCGCAACACGAUCAGGUUCUCUUCUUUAAUACUCUUUCUCUCCUCGCUGACGUCUCAUAA